AGUUCGUUACAACUCAUUGAAAUAUUUUGAGUUCGUUAUUCACGGAUUGAUUCAUUCAUCACAGUCUGCAAGAAUGUCCUCACAUCCACUAGUUCCCGAAGGUGCCUGGGAGACGCACAUUCAUGCAUUUGAUCCCGAAAAGUUUCCGUAUGCGACUCCACGAUCAUACACCCCGAAACCAGCAGCCAUUCAAGACUAUCCUUCCAAUCUCACGGGAUGCAAGAACAUUGUAAUUGUUCAUGCCUCGAUUCAGGGAACUUCCCCGGCGCCACUUGUGGAUACCCUCAGCAAACAGAAAUCUAUGCCGGGGGUCACUCUCCGGGGUCUUGCCACUAUUGAUGUGAACAAUAUCACAGAUGCUGAACUUGACGAAUUGCACAAAGCUGGGGUCAGAGGUGCUCGAUUGCAUGAGAUGGCAUGGGGUCACGGUCAUCAGAGCGGUGGCGACGUAAUUGGAAACAAAGUCAAGGCUCUUGCUACGAAACUAGCAAGAUUGGAAUGGGCGAUUGGGAUUUUUUGUGAUAUUCGUGCAUGGGCAUCGAUGGCUCAUAUGAUUAGAACAGAGCUGGAUCCUCGCAUCAAACUCGUUGCUGAUCAUAUGGGAGGCACCUUUCCAGGUGAAGAGAAGUUACCCGAGUUUCAAAGUUUCUUGGAAUUGAUCAAGGAGAAACGCGUUUAUGUCAAGAUGUCUGGAUUUGAACGCCUGUACCAUGGACAUGCCGGUGGUAUUGAGUCAGUGGCUCCAAUUGCGAAGGCGAUUAUUGAGGCAGGACCAGACCGUAUUAUUUUUGGAACUGAUUGGCCUCACACUCAGUUGGGUGUUUCUCGAAAGGGUAAGACCGAAGCUCAGAGAUUGAAUGAUAUUGAAGGAUUUCGGGAAGUGGAUGUCAAAGGUCACAUAGAAGCGUUGAGGAAGUGGAUCCCUGAUGAGAAAACAUGGCUUGACCUCUUUGUCAACACACCACAGAAGCUAUUCCAGUAGAGAAUUGAAGGAGAGAAAUAUAUUCAACAGCUGCCACAACUAUCAAGC
Molecule: messenger RNA, 1030 nt
Organism: Mollisia scopiformis
Lineage: Eukaryota; Fungi; Ascomycota; Leotiomycetes; Helotiales; Mollisiaceae
Exons: 3
Coding region: 74-982 (302 amino acids)
Molecular function (GO): hydrolase activity
Source: RefSeq, a predicted model, not a curated record